Phascolarctos cinereus (koala) is the source of this 6481-nucleotide messenger RNA. It is a transcript of the gene GDAP2, whose product is annotated as ganglioside induced differentiation associated protein 2. NCBI's taxonomy places the organism in Eukaryota, Metazoa, Chordata, Mammalia, Diprotodontia, Phascolarctidae. The record is from RefSeq and is a predicted model, not a curated record.
UUGGCCCGCCCGGCGCAGAGCGGAAGUCGGAGUCUCAGGACUCUCUCGCAUCGGUUACCUGUCUGCUCUUCGCUUUCUGUCAAUUUCUGCUGUUCUUGGGCGAGCCGGCUCCGGGCAUGUGGCGGAGCCGCCCGCUUUCCAGAGCUUGACCCCGUCCCAGCCCCCAGCCCCACUCCCACUGUCCGAAUGGAGAAGCGGAAGCGCGCAACUAGCACUGUGGCUUGUACAUAAGUGCUUAUUAAAUGUUGAAGAAAAUUGAGCUGUACCGGUGCAGAUGUAUCAAUGUCAAGAUUCGGUGGUGUGGUAACUCCUUCCAGACUACGAACAGCAAAACUAGUACUCUCAGCUUAUAGGAGUUCCAUUAAAAACUAAAUUGCUAAGAAGUUAGAGCCAAGUUUCAUACCAUGGAUCCUUUGGGUGCUCCUUCCCAGUUUGUGGAUAUUGAUACUCUGCCCAGCUGGUUUGAAUGGUAUGAAGCAGAUGGAGUAGAUUCCUCAGAAACUCUGACUGAAAAAUUCCAGGACGAAGUCAUUAGAUCACCUUUUCCCUUCAGUAAAGAGCUCAGUGGAAAAGUGAUUCUUUGGAAAGGAGAUGUAGCUUUACUGAACUGUACAGCUAUAGUCAAUACCAGCAAUGAAAGUCUCACUGAUAAGAAUCCAGUGUCAGAAAGCAUCUUUAUGCUUGCAGGGCCUGACUUGAAAGAAGAACUCCAGAAGCUCAAAGGUUGCCGAACAGGGGAAGCAAAGCUUACAAAAGGAUUCAAUCUGGCUGCCCGUUUCAUCAUUCACACAGUGGGACCUAAAUACAAGAGCCGCUAUCGCACAGCAGCUGAAAGCUCCCUGUAUAGCUGCUACAGAAAUGUACUGCAGUUGGCAACGGAGCAGGCAGUGUCCUCUGUAGGAUUUUGUGUCAUCAAUUCUGCAAAAAGAGGAUAUCCUUUAGAGGAUGCCACCCACAUAGCACUCCGCACAGUGAGAAGAUUCCUAGAAAUUCAUGGGGAGACCAUUGAAAAAGUAGUAUUUGCUGUCUCUGAGCUUGAAGAGGCCACCUACAGAAAGCUACUUCCUUUAUAUUUUCCAAGGUCAUUAAAGGAAGAAGGCCAGUCUUUACCCUACCUUCCUGCAGAUAUUGGAAAUGCUGAAGGGGAACCAGUAGUACCAGAGCGACAGAUCAGGAUAAGCGAAAAACCAGGUGCUCUGGACGACAACCUAGAAGAGGAAGAUGAGGGCUUGGGCACUGAUCUCUCCUUCAUUGGGUCUCACGCUUUUGCUCGAAUGGAGGGAGAUGUUGACAAGCAGAGACGACUGAUCCUUCAGGGACAGCUCUCAGAGGCUGCUCUGCAGAAACAGCAUCAGAGAAAUUAUAAUCGCUGGCUAUGUCAAGCAAGAGCUGAGGAUCUAUCUGAUAUUGCUUCUUUAAAAGCCUUGUACCAGACAGGUGUGGAUAAUUGUGGUCGCACAGUGAUGGUGGUGGUUGGAAGAAACAUUCCUGUAACAUUAAUAGAUAUGGACAAGGCUCUGUUAUAUUUUAUCCAUGUAAUGGAUCACAUUGCUGUAAAAGAAUAUGUCUUAGUAUACUUUCACACACUUACUAGUGAAUACAAUCACCUGGACUCCGACUUCCUGAAGAAACUCUAUGACGUUGUUGAUAACAAAUACAAGAGGAACUUGAAAGCAGUUUACUUUGUCCAUCCAACAUUUCGGUCAAAGGUAUCAACAUGGUUUUUCACCACCUUUUCUGUCUCAGGACUAAAGGACAAAAUCCACCAUGUGGACAGCCUCCACCAGCUAUUUGCUGCCAUAUCCCCGGAACAGAUUGACUUUCCACCCUUCGUUCUUGAAUAUGAUGCCAGGGAAAACGGGCCUUACUAUGCGUCUUAUCCCCCAUCACCAGAUCUAUGACCUUCCAUCUUGUAAUACUGCUGAUUUCCAAGGAUGACUCCCUCUUCAUGGCCUGCUGCCUGUUGAAUUGAAAUUCAUUUGUGCUGUAUAGAAUUCAGAGAAGGUCUUUUGUCCCCACCUCUCUGAUAUUUUUUUAUUGACAUUAUAUUUUCAGGCACAUAAACAAUCUGCAAAUGUUAGGUCACUGUGCACUGUGUAACACUGUUUUAAAUUUGUAUGUGCAUAUCUAGUGGAAAUACUGGUAUUUCAAGGUGAAAGGAAGGAGAGGUUUUGUGUCUGCGUCCCCUGUUGGAGAGCAACUUUCAAAUGUCUUGAAUUUCCUGAAAAGACCUCAGACUACUGGACAGUCUGUCGGUCUCGAUCAUAUUGUCACCAUCAUAUUGAAAGCUUCUUGGGGCACUGAACCAUUUGUAAUAGUGCACAGAGCCAUUCAGACUACACUUAUCAGAUAGGCCCAUUACUUCCAAUCCUGUUGUGUUGUUUACUUCUGACACAUACAGAUGCUUUACCUAUGACAAAGAAUGGUGUGAAACUGAGAAUGUCGGAAAUAAUUGGACUGGAAUUCUACUGCUUGACAAAAGAUCAUUGAAAGGUUUAGUAGAGUAUGGGCUGUGUAAGUGCCAGGCUUAUAUCCCUGAUUCAGAUAAUAUUUGGGGGUGCCCCUGUUUUGGUCUUAACAGUAUGAUAAAAGGAUGCCUUUUUUUCACUCUUUUCUGUAGUCAUAAGUGUUUGUGGCCUCUUUUUAAAAGCUCCAGCUGUCUUAGUCCUCUAAGUAAAUAGGAACUACCUAACAGUUCACCAAGAAUUUAUUAAUUAUCACCUGAUAAAGAAACUAAUGAUAUGUUCACUUCCUUUUAGGAAUGUGUGUGUGUGUGUGUGUGUGUGUGUGUGUGUGCGCGCGCACACACACACACUCUGCCCUCCUCUAAUGAUGGCUGGUUUUGUGUGACUGUCCCUUAUAUGAUACUGCCUUGGCAGACCUUGUCUAGUGAUUAGACUUCCUGGCAUUGCCUGCUUCUGUAAGGAGGAUGAGCAGACUCAAGGGGUGUGAUUCUUGACAUCAUUGCUAGUCUUGCUAUUUGUAACUUAGGCUUCGGCCUUAGCCUGCCUAGCUGUAAAAUGAGUAUGAUUUUACCUACCUCAUGGAGGUAUGUAUGAGAAGGUAUAGUAUCUAGAAAAGGACUCAAUUAUCUUUGAGCUGCAGGUGCUUAAAGAAUAUGAAGUGGAGGUGUUGUCUCUGCUUGAAAGUUAGGAAUGAAGUUUCAUUGAGCUCUGCAGGACUACCCUUAUCUCUGACUCCCAGUACUGUUUCAACCUUUCAGGAGAAAUACAGCCAUCAGUGCAUAAUUCCAGUGCUAGCACCUCCCACCUCUGGCUUUGUCCAGAACUUUUUUAACCAUUGAUGAUAAUGUCAGUUGGAAAGGCAUUUUUGUUUGGAGGGGGAUGUUAUUCUUAAAUGAAAGGUUAAUUAUCAUCAACAUAUUCCUAAUGCCCCCUCAGCAUCUUAGCACUCACCUCAUCCCCACCCCCCAAGCCCAUGCACACACGUACGCAAAUCAUUUCUAUCUGGAUGACUGUUGUAAUGUGCAUAGGCCAAUCAAAGGUGUGAGCCAAAGUACAAGCUCUGCACAACCUUUUAAAAUGUAAACCUUCUAAGUAGCCGUUUACUUUUUCAAUAGCAACACUCUCAUGUUCCGUUUAAUUCACCAUUGUAUAAGGAAUGGAACUUAUCUCCCAGGUACCAAAAGAUUAAUAACUUUAGAGGAAAUUAGUUAUUGGGAUUGGGCAAGUCCCUUCCCCUUUGGUUACUAAAGAGUUUAGCAAGUGAAUGUCAUUUUUUUUAAGUGAGAGAUUGCAGUAUCAGUCACCCAUGAACAGGUGACUUGAUAGCAAAAAUGGUCUUCCUUUUCUUAUCCCAUCUUUUGUGAAUGUUGGGCUAAAGUGAUGAUCAGCACAUGUUGGCCACCAGUUAAAUAUAACUCACCUUUCUCUGGUGUAACCAUAUUAUAAUUGCUAUCAAAACAGAUUCCUUUUAUCUCUUUAGCUUGUUUGUGCCCACCACAACAAUUCAAAUAACUGCAGCUCUUUAAAGUAAAAUUGAAGCCCUUUUCUAGUAGAUUGUCAUCACAGACUCUUGUUGGAUAGAAUUGGAAUGCCUUUUCCACAAGGGGCUGUGAAGAUGUACAAUCUUUUCUAUAUUAUGGGGCUUAGCUGCCUUGAAUUGAGAUCCUUUCUCUACUCUUUCCUUGUAGGCAGUAUAACAGGCUGCCUGUAAUGAAGAUAUUUGCUGUGUUGUCCUUUGAUUUAAAGCUGUUUUUAUUGAUAUGUAUGUAUAUCUAUUUAUAUUUAUAAUUUAAAUGUUUGCAAAUGUGCUUCAGUUACCAGAUGGCAUUCCUUUCAUCCAUCCAGUAAUUUUAAAAGGGUAUUUAUUGCUGUGAUAAUAUCAGUAAUGCUUUUCGUGAAUGUUUAUAUACACAUAUAUACAUAUAUGUACAUAUAUAUGUAUAUUUAUAUAUUGCAUACAAUCUGUUAUAUAUGUGAAAGGUCCUCUGUAUUCACCUUGAAGAGCAGGGGAUUGAGGUAGUAUGCAACCAGCCAGACUCAUCAUGAGAAUUUGAUAGUUUGGUGGUGACAGUUAAGAUGAAAAUCGCAUACUUCCCGCUGGGACUGGGUGUCAGCUGGGACCAGUAUUAUAUGUACAGAGCACGUUUAAUGAAGCUGUUUCAUCUGACUGUGCUUUUGGAAAGAGCAGAGUGACCUUAUGGCGACAGAACCAUCAAGUAGGGUACAGCUGUCUCAUAUACACACACACACACACACACAUAUAUAUAUAUAUAUAUAUAAUUUAUGAAGGUCACAUAGGCUAGAUAAUGCAUCUUCUUUUUCAGAGGCAGGCAUUGUGGGAUAAAGGGAUCGCUGCAUACAGCAGUCCAUUAACAGCUGAUAGUAAUUCAGAGCAUGACAAAUUAAUAAAAUUAGAUUUUGGUCAUUCUGAAUACCAGUUGAAGCUCUAGACACAACUUAACAAAACUUUAGGUAAAAUAAUUCAUGCAUGACACCCUGGGGUUCCAAAACAGUAAAGAGUUUCUGUCUUCACAUAUUUGAGUUGCUUUGAAUUCAGUGAUACCAAAGAUUUUUUACAGGUGAAAUACCAUAUUAGAAAAUUCAUUCCUAAAAAAUCUUAGGCACAGUGAUCCAAAUUAAAAUUGUUCUUUCUUCAAACUCUAAUUUUAUCUGAUGUCCUAUUUAUAUUGCCUUUAAAAAAAAAGUCAUCAGAGGAAAAAAUAACAUAUUUUGAAAGUUAUCAGUAGGAAUUCAGUACAGAUGUUAGGGGAAAAAAAGUGUAAGUUUAUAAUAAAAAUUCUGAUAUGGCUAAAGUUUACUAAUGGUAGAAAAAAGGAUCUCUCCCUUCCUGGAGAACAAAUUUAAUUAUUGUAGUAAAAGAACAUUGCCCAUCUCUUUUGUCUGUUUUCAAUUUUGGGGGGUCUCAUUUUUUUCAAACUAUACGAAAUAGUUCUGUCUUUUCAUUGCCCAAUUCAAAAGAAAAAUGAGAACACGCAGUAUUAAAUGUUAGCUAAAAACUAGCUGUGAUAGUCUCCGUUUAAGUUGUAUCUAUCUGUAUGUAUCCUAAGACUAAAACUGUAAUAUAGGGGUGUGUGUUGCUGUGUUUGGAGAUGAAAAUGAAAAGGAAUGCAUGGUUCAUAAUUGAACAGAAUGGACUACGGCUGCUUUGAUCUCAAAUGGACAUUUGACCCAAGAGAAUCAUGGGUCAGUCCAUCAAGCCUUUAUUAUUCAUCAGCUGUGUACUGGUCACUGGGGAUAUAAAGGUAAAACCCCCUAAGAGCUUAUAUUCUACCAGAGAGAUGUGUCCACAUAGAUGUAUGUGAAAUAGAUGGAAGAUCAUCUGUGGGUGGGGAUCCUCAGGAGGCAUGGAGUGCUUUUACCUUAAAAUACCAGUGGCAGUAUUACCAUAAUAGAGACACAAGAAGAGCUAUUGGUUCUAUAGAUGUUGAGGAUGCUCCCCUUGAUUUGUGUUUUGGCCUGACUUUUGAAGAGUGAAAAAUGUUAUAUGUAAGCUACACAACCACACAUUAUAAAGGUUGUCUCAAAACCCCAAUCAUAAUCUGUUCUUUCAUCUAUAUUUUGCAAAUGAUGUCCUAUGUCCUAAUAUAUAAGGGAUAUGAAGCAAUAAAUACCAUGCAAUACUUGCCAACAUUUCUUAUUAAAACAGCAGUUGUUAUUUAGUGAUAUUGGAUGGGAAUAGUUGACUUUGUUUUUUUUAUGCUUUCCAGAAAAGCAUUUUCCAAGGUUGGCUGUUGCAAAAAGAGAAACAAUUUGUGGAAGGGCUGGAUUGAGGAAACAUUAUAGACAUGAUUUUGCUAAUGCAAUUCACAUAGCAAACAUAACUACUGAAUACGAUAUUCUGUUGACUAUUGAAAGCUAAAUACAUUAUGUAAACACAGUCACGCUUUUAUUUGUAAUGAUUUUUGUUAGUAUAAUCACACAGUCAGCACAAACUGAGCCAGAACUUUCAGACCAGAACUUGCUGAUUAAAAUAAAUAAUUUUGUAAAAUCUUGAA